Messenger RNA from Prosopis cineraria, 1436 nucleotides. RefSeq names its product dihydroflavonol 4-reductase-like. The record is from RefSeq and is a predicted model, not a curated record. Lineage: Eukaryota; Viridiplantae; Streptophyta; Magnoliopsida; Fabales; Fabaceae. The transcript has 6 exons. Bases 178 to 1200 code for a protein of 340 amino acids. Gene Ontology annotation, molecular function: dihydroflavanol 4-reductase activity. Gene Ontology annotation, biological process: anthocyanin-containing compound biosynthetic process.
CCCAACGACAGAGGCCCCGCACUCUGAACAAUUUUGAUUCCUUUAACCCUGUCACUGUCAUCAUCCACUCUUCAGUUAUCGUCCUCAGUCCUUCAAUCCAUUUGAUUAUUCUCUCCCCUUUUAUCUCUUUCCCCUUUAUUAUUCCUCUCCUCCAUUCCCACUGACACAAACUCACUCAUGGGUUCAGUGUCGGGGAUCGUUUGUGUCACCGGGGCAUCCGGCUUCAUUGGUUCAUGGCUUGUCAUGCGACUCCUCGAGCGCGGCUACGCUGUUCGAGCCACCGUGCGAGACCCUGCUAACAUGAAGAAGGUGAAGCAUUUGUUGCAGCUGCCAAAAGCCGACACGCACCUGACUCUGUGGAAGGCCGAUCUCGCCCUCGAGGGAAGUUUCGACGACGCCAUCAAUGGCUGCGCUGCAGUUUUCCAUGUCGCCACCCCUAUGGAUUUCGAAUCCAAGGAUCCUGAGAACGAAGUGAUAAAACCAACUAUCAAUGGUUUACUGGAUAUCAUGAAAGCAUGCCUGAAGUCCAAAACUGUGAGAAGAUUGAUAUUCACAUCCUCUGCCGGGACUGUCAAUGUCAUAGAGCACCAAAAACCUGUGUUCGACGAGACAUGCUGGAGUGAUGUCGAGUACUGUCGCAGAGUAAAGAUGACUGGUUGGAUGUAUUUUGUUUCAAAGACGUUGGCAGAGCAAGAGGCAUGGAAAUUUGCCGAACAGCAUAACAUGGAUUUCAUCACUGUAAUUCCUCCCCUUGUGGUUGGUCCCUUUCUUAUGGAUUCAAUGCCUCCCAGUCUUAUUACUGCUCUUUCCCCCAUCACUGGGAAUGAAGCGCAUUAUUCAAUCAUAAAGCAAGGCCAAUUUGUUCACUUGGAUGAUCUCUGCAUGGGUCACAUAUUCUUGUUAGAGCAUCCUGAAGCAGAAGGAAGAUACAUCUGCUCUUCCCAUGAUGCCACCAUUCAUGACAUUGCAAGAAUGCUUGAUCAAAAAUACCCGGAGUGCAAUGUCCCCAUCAAGUUUGAGAAUAUUCCAGAUGACUUGGAGAUUGUGCACUUUUCUUCCAAGAAGAUUAAAGACUUGGGAUUCCAAUUUAAAUACAGCUUAGAGGACAUGUUCACCGGAGCUGUUGAUGCCUGCAGAGAGAAAGGGCUUCUUCCCAAGUCAACAGAAACUCGUGUUAAUGGCACCACUGAUCAGAAAUGAAAGUAACAAAUGUGCUCGUUUUCGCCAUUGUCUUGGCUCUUGUGUUUAGUUUUUGGUAUUUUAAAUUUUGGAUUGGGAUAUAUGAGUGCUGGAAAUAAGAAUUGGUUGGGAAAUGAUGAAGUUGCCUUUCGGGAGGACAUUUAAUACUCUCGUCUAAAGCUUGGAUUUAUUUUCCAUUAUUCAAUUCAAGUUUGUAUGUUUCGCUCACUCAGUUUUAAUCUAAGGAGGUUUUCUUA